Messenger RNA from Hyalella azteca, 1297 nucleotides. It is a transcript of the gene SmD1, whose product is annotated as small nuclear ribonucleoprotein Sm D1. The coding region runs from base 78 to 464 and encodes 128 amino acids. Gene Ontology annotation, cellular component: U5 snRNP; pICln-Sm protein complex; spliceosomal tri-snRNP complex. Gene Ontology annotation, molecular function: RNA binding. The transcript has 4 exons. Lineage: Eukaryota; Metazoa; Arthropoda; Malacostraca; Amphipoda; Hyalellidae. Gene Ontology annotation, biological process: spliceosomal snRNP assembly; RNA processing. The record is from RefSeq and is a predicted model, not a curated record.
GCUUCAAGUUGCGGGGCAAACUACCGGCAUUCCGUUUGGAGUCGCACAAUAAUCAAACGUUUGCAAAUAAAGCAACCAUGAAAUUAGUCGUAUUUUUGAUGAAGCUCAGUCAUGAGACUGUGACGAUUGAACUGAAGAAUGGAACUCAGGUCCAGGGCACCAUCACAGGUGUCGAUGUUGCAAUGAACACUCAUUUGAAGAGUGUUAAAAUGACUCUUAAGAAUCAAGAACCUCUCACCUACGACUCCUUGACGAUUCGUGGCAACAACAUCCGGUACUACAUCCUCCCAGAAGCCCUGCCCAUGGAGAACUUGCUUAUAGAUGAAGGACCUCGCGCCCGUAGGGGCCGUGGUGACCGAGGACGAGGUCGUGGCCGUGGCGGUCGCGGUGGCCCCCGAGGGCGCGGUGGGCCCAGAGGUAGAGGUGGUCCAAGGGGACGCGGCAGGGGAGGACCGCGUCACUAAUCCAUCACUUCAUAUCUGUCCCCAACUUCAUUUUAUUAUUGUCGUCCUUUUUUAGUUUUGUUUUCAUUUCCCCAUCAUUUUAUUGCUACACAUUGUUUUCUUUUUUCUUUUUAAAUUCAUCGGAAGCUGUAUUUUCGUUUUUGGCAUUGCUAUGCUUGUACAUGUACAUGUAUUCAGUACAUGUAUUCAUACCCGUUAUGUCACCAUCAUGCCCAGUCACUGAACCCCAGCCUCGGAUGGCAACUUCUCGUAUGCAUUGUGCUAACCGGACGAAAUUUGAACUCCAGUAGUGGUUAUUAUUUUUAAGUUGAUAGUCAGACCUGCGGGGACCGUUUAUGUUUCAUUCAUUGAUUUACUUCAAGGAUGAUUGACCUCUAGCGGGAUACUUAUAUUUUAUUUUCAUUUGUGGAGUAGCUGUGGAGUGUGUGAAGUGAGCUACUCACUGCAUCAGUGAAGGGAACUCGUCCUGUUAGAUCUCAUAAAAUUCUUGCUUCAUUUCAAUAGGAGCAAAACAUUGAUGUUGGUAAAUUUCAGGAUUUUGACCUUAAAUUCGAAAGUGGAAAAUUUCCUUUGCAUGUACAUCUUGUGCAUUAUUUCAAACCGCCUUUACCAAUGGUAUGUCAAUACUAAAAUUAUUCUUCUCUCAGUUUGUUAUUGCUUUAAGCUAUUUUACGUGUAGCAGCCAAUGUUCGGAUCAUAGAAAUAAACCAGUUAUCUAUUAAUUUUCUUGUCUAAGCUUGAGUUCCUUAGCUUAAAACUAUUAGUUAUGGAGUACCUGUCGAGUCGAGAAUAAAAUUGCCUGUACCUGAGAAUAAUAUUGCUUUUGCAAAUUC